AGCGACCUGUCAGUAUAUAUAGCACCAGCCACAUCUCAGCAGGUGGCACAGGCGGCUUAGCUUCACCUGGGACUUCAGCAGGAACGGCCAAAGCAAGAUGAAGCUUUCCAUUGGCAUCAUUUUCUGCUUCCUGGUCCUGGGCGUCAGCAGCCAGAGAUGGUCGACAUUCCUCAAGGAAGCUGGUCAAGGGACUAAAGACAUGUGGAGAGCCUACUCUGACAUGAGAGAAGCCAAUUACAAAAAUUCAGACAAAUACUUUCAUGCUCGAGGGAACUAUGAUGCAGCCCGAAGGGGACCUGGGGGUGCCUGGGCUGCUAAAGUGAUCAGCGAUGCCAGAGAGAAUAUUCAGAGACUCACAGGCCAUGGAGCUGAGGAUUCGAAGGCUGACCAGGCUGCCAAUGAGUGGGGCCGGAGUGGCAAAGACCCCAAUCACUUCAGACCUGCCGGCCUGCCUGAUAAGUACUGAGCUUCCUCUUCACUCUGCUCUCAGGAGACCAGGAUGAGAGCCGCUAAGGGCUGGGGCAUUUGAACUAGAUUUACUGAAUUCCAUAUCCCUAGUAUUUACUACAGAAUGCAUCAAAACGCUUAAUAAAUGCUUGUGAAAUCCAAUUUGUCAUUGGAAUCUGGAAAUAAAUGACAGUCUUCAGUA
Messenger RNA from Galeopterus variegatus (Sunda flying lemur), 649 nucleotides. RefSeq names its product serum amyloid A-3 protein. NCBI's taxonomy places the organism in Eukaryota, Metazoa, Chordata, Mammalia, Dermoptera, Cynocephalidae. The transcript is spliced from 4 exons. Gene Ontology annotation, cellular component: extracellular region. The coding region runs from base 98 to 466 and encodes 122 amino acids. The record is from RefSeq and is a predicted model, not a curated record.